Messenger RNA from Ahaetulla prasina, 5672 nucleotides. RefSeq names its product sec1 family domain containing 2 (gene SCFD2). Lineage: Eukaryota; Metazoa; Chordata; Lepidosauria; Squamata; Colubridae. The transcript is spliced from 9 exons. Gene Ontology annotation, biological process: intracellular protein transport; vesicle-mediated transport. The record is from RefSeq and is a predicted model, not a curated record. The coding region runs from base 668 to 2737 and encodes 689 amino acids.
UCGCUCCGCGCCCGCCUUGCAGAGAGGCAUGGGUGGGUGUUGCGGCCGGUGUGAUGCCGUGGCUCUCCGGGCUGCGAUCUCUUCCUGAUCCCGAGACUUAGAGGGGAUCCCGGGUCUCUUUCUAUCCGCUAAUCUCGGCCCGGUUUCCCAAACCAUGGAGGCCAAAGGGCUUCUUUGCCUUGCUGAUCGCCUCGCUUGCUAGCCCACAGGUGGUGGCCGCUUUCCCUGGGACAGACGGUUGGACUCAGUGCGGAAAUCCCAAUUGUUUUAUUACCGGUUCUCUGGGCGUGGCUUAGUGGGCGUGGUGUGGCUUGGUGGGCGUGGCAGGGGAAGGAUACUGCAAAAUCCCCAUUCCCACCCCACUCCUGGGGGAAAGAUCCUGCAAAAUCCCCAUUCCCACCCCACUCCAGGGGUACUGCAAAAUCUCCAUUCCCACUCCACUCCUGGAGGAAGGAUCCUGCAAAAUCUCCAUUCCCACCCGACUCCAGGGGUACUGCAAAAUCUCCAUUCCCACCCCACUCUGAGACCAGCCAGAGGUGGUAUUUUCCAGUUCUCCAAACUUCUCAAAUUUUCCGCUGCAGGUUCUCCAGAACCUGCUGGAUUUCACCCCUGGUUGGACAGCUUCCAUUGAAAGGGUUUUUUUUCCCCCAAAUAUCUGGGCAGGACGAUGUGCGCCGCCACCGUCCCUCCUCAACCCCCAGCCGGGGUGCCUGCUUUCUGCCGGCGAGCUUGGGAACCGGUGUUCGCCAAGGUGAAGCGCGCCAUCGUGUUCAUGGACUCGGCUUGCGCGGAAAGCCUUCACUGGGCGUGCGGUGGCAUCGACGGGCUCUUGCAAGCCGGAGCCCAGAACGUCAAGGAGUUCUCCAGCUUUGAAUCCGGGCAGGCGGAGCAACCUAAAGCUGUCUUCGUGGUCAGCACCGUCUUGAAAGGCCGGGCCGUGGACGUCAUUCGGGACAUCGUCAGCCUCAGCAACUUCCAGUACUGUGUGGUUUUCACAGGGGUCAACCACACAGUGCACUUGCAAGCGUACAACACUCCCCCCGGCGCCGAGACCGAAAGCUCCAACCUGGUGGUCUUCGAACAGUUCGAAGAGAAGCUUUGCCAAUGGAUGGGCAACAUGAACUACACGGCAGAGGUGUACCACGCUGCUUUGUUUCUGGCCCCUCUCUUACCCCACCUCUUUGUGAUGCCGGCCUUUUCCACGCUUUUCCCUUUGAUGGCGGAGGAUUUGGCGCGGAUCAAUAGUGCGCGACCAGAGAAGAAAAAAAUCAGCCACCUGAGUGAUGUGGAUUUCUUCUCCCUGCCUUCCGAGUUGCAGCUUGCCAUCAGAUCCCUGGUGUCGGAUCUCCAUAUCUUAUUGGAGUAUCUUAGCAUUCGGGAGGAAUGUUUUGCCAUUGGACCGCUGAGCAAGAUUAUUGCAGGGGAUCUGGCAAAUUAUUCCCAGGCUAAGAUCAGGAGGAAAAAUGCACAAAAUAAAGCUGCUAUCGUUUUUGUGGAUCGGACUUUAGAUUUGACAGGCGCUGUCGGGCAUCACGGUGACAACUUAGCAGAGAAGAUUCUCUCCAUACUUCCCAAGUUACCAGGUCAUACAAAUGAUGUGAUGGUCAAUAUGAUGGAGCUCACCAGCCUGCACACUAAUGAGACAAGUUGCAAUAUUAUAGCUCCCGGCUGCUUGGCACAACCAACAGAACCAGCUGCCAGAACUCUGUGGGAGUCCUUAAUGAAUCUAAAACAGAAGGAAGGUUUGAUGGAAGUUAGAAGACACCUUGUGGAAGCUGCAAGCCGAGAAAACUUGCCUAUCAAGAUGAGCAUGGGGAGAGUCACCCCAGAACAGCUUCACUCGUAUAUCCAGCUCUUCAAAAAAAAAUUUGACGCACUGGAAAAUCAUUGUGGGCUUUUGCAGAUCGCACUGGCUGUUGUGCAGACUCUAAAAGACCCCCAGAAUGCCAAAUGGGACAACUUCUUAGCCUUUGAACGGCUAUUUGUACAGAAUAUUGGUGAGUCAACAUUAUUUAAUGCACUGAAGCAACUGCUACCUAUUAUCAAGCCUUCCAGUAACAGAACAGAUGAUGACUACACUCCCCAAGAGUUACUUCUAUUAUUGGUGUAUAUUUACUCCAUCGUGGGAGAAGUCAAAACUGGGAAAGAAUUAAAUGAGGCUGAAAGUCAAGUGAAGGAAGCCUUUGUCCAAGCUAUUUGCGAUGAACCAGAGCUACCCCCUUUGCUGCAGAAAAUAAUAGGUUGUGAGUCUUCCACCACCAAGGUUACAUUUCAAAAAGCCACGGCUGCAGUGAAUGAGAUCUUUAAGAGCCUACGGGACGUUGCGCGAGCUCGGACGCACAUGAAACAGUUUAAUUCUGUACAUAUCCCGGGAACCCACGGCCAACAGGCAUCUUAUAAACCAUUGAUGAAGCAAGUGGUGGAAGAAAUUUAUAAUCCUGAUCGACCUGAUCCUGUUGAUAUUGAACACAUGUCUUCUGGGCUGACCGAACUUCUGAAAACGGGAUUCAGCAUGUUUAUGAAGGUGAGCCGACCCCACCCAAGCGAUCAUCCUAUCCUGGUUAUCUUCAUGGUUGGUGGUGUAACAGUAUCUGAAGUCCGAAUGAUAAAGGAUCUUGUCGCAGCGCACAAGCCUGGAGUAGAGGUAACUGUUCUCUCGACAACUCUUCUGACACCACAUAAUAUUCUGGAGCGGCUUUUUGCAACAGACCGUCUCAAGCCAGACAUUGGUAUCUGAAGUGGCCAAAAGCGGGCAUCUGGCCCAACCUCUGGGAAACGCACCAAAUUCUUGCCUUCUGCCUUUCAGGAACAUUCCUUUAAAACAGAGAUGCUCUGAAACUGCCCGUAACAUGAGAAAUUUUUCAGACGGGGAAAAAGCGAUGAGCUCAAUGUCCGCGAAGAAAAGUACCUACUUUAGUCGUUACUUCAAAGCCGUUUUUGAGGGAUGUCACGCUGAGCUCCCUGUCCUUGCAGAAAGGUUGCUUUUAGCUGAAAAUCCUUUUCUCUCCAGCUUAUUAGCAGCGAUGAUGGUUGCAGGACAUUACUGUAUCAGAGCAUUGUAAAGAUUCAAAGAACAUUGUAAAAGCAUGGAAGAGAGCAACCCAGGCCUUCAUUUUUAGACAAAGCUUCUGCUACAUUUGCUUUGAACACCAUUAUUCACGAAUUUUCUUUAGCAAGGUAGAUAAAAGCUCCCGCCACGCACACACACACACAAAAAUGUGUGACUGGCAAAUUUGAUCGGAAAUAUCUUUAUGAUCUCGUGAGAUAAUGUACCCUUCUGGACAAAUAAUAGGAAUGGGGAGGGGGAAGCCAAUGCCAAGACUAGCCAAGAUUCAGCAGCAUCCACAGGGUGGGUCAAAAUAAGCAAAACUGAUGGUUGUGAAAUUGCAAGCAUUGCCCUUUUGUGAGUGCACAAGUCUGAAAAGGUUGGGGUUUCAAUUGUGGUGAUGUUGUUACUGCGGUCUUGCCUUUUUUUUUUUAUUCACGUCAUCACCAUCUAGAUUACGUAUUAGUAGCCGCGUUACAAGGCAGGAGACACCCCUGUGGGAAGAGUUAAUUGGCAAGAGUUUGAAGCUAAUUGGUUUUCCCCAAGAGCCCCAGUUUCCAUUCUUCAAAGAGAAAACCAGUCCCCUGUUUAAAUCAGGGGUCUCCAACUUGACAACUUUAAGACUUGUGGACUUCAACUCCCAGAAUUCCUCAGCCAGCUUUGCUGGCUGAGGUAUUCUGGGGGUUGAAGUCCACAAGUCUUAAAGUUGCCAAGGUUGGAGACCUCUGGUUUAAACAGAAAAAUCUAGCAUGCGCUCUGGCGUCCAUCCACCAGUCAUCUCAGACAACACUCCAAAUUUCUCUGAAGCGCUGCAGAUACCCUAACCCUUAUUUAAAACUUGAUACUCCAAUAAAAACAAACCCAGACUCUUUGGUGGGUAACGGAUGUUGUUCAAUCCAAAGUUACCCCUGGCCAGAAUAUGCCUCGCCCAAAAAUAAUAAUAAUAAUGUGUGAAGUUUCUUCAGAAAUAAUCUAAAGAGAACGUCGCAUUGUUAUGAAAGCCCAGGAUUCUAACUUUGCAAGUGGGAAGACCGUCCUUAUUCAUGGUACUGCAUCUCCUAGCUCUUCCAUCUUCAGAUCCAGUGUUUCGCAUAAAUCUCUUGUUGUCUGGGAGAAAAUGUUUGCCUGAUGUUUCUGACAUGCGUGUUUUCAGUAUGAAGAGAGUCUGAUGGUAUUUAGUGGAUGGAGCCUAUCCCAUAUAGCAGGGGUCUCCAACCUUAGAAAUGUUUAAGCCUGGAGGACUUCAACUCUCAGAAUUCUGGGAGUUGAAGUCCUCCAGACUUAAAGUUGCCAAGGUUGGAGAACCCUGCCAUAUAGGAUAUUCAGAGAAAUAUCCACAGAGGGAAAAUUGUUAUCCAUUUCUUUAAACAUCACACACACAGAGUGUGUUUAUGUAUAGAGAGUGUGUAUUUACAUGUUCAAAGCAAAGAGCCAUGCAGUUCAUUUUCUGAAUAAAAAGUGGCAUGAUUUAAGAUUAGGCAGCAGCGCCUCAUCGGCCAAGCCGAUUUGUGACAUGGUUUUCUUUUCAUAUUGCUAUUGCACAGUUGAUUUGCCUUCAGCAACUUUUGAUUUCCGUUUUAUAGUGCAGUAGACUAUAGCUGAAGUAGACUUCAGCGUCGCCAAAUCCAGCAGUUUUGCUUGUUGCAAAACUGCCCUUUUUAAAAGACUUUUCAUGCCCCCCCCCCGUUGAAGAUGAUUUAAAUUGGGCUGCAGCAAAUGAAACGGCCACUUUGUGAGACAUGCCUCAGAGGAAAAGGGCCAACUUUUGAGCAUUUUACUCAUGACCAUAAUCAGUGGAUGAGCUGGCAAGCCAGCGUGAGCUAUAAAACUACUUAAUUGAUGCGCUUAGAGAAAAGGGUAACACAGUCCCCAUGGUUACCAGGCCAGAUCUGUCAUAUUGAACUAAUAGGCUAAAUUCUCUUAUUAAAUGAAGGAUUCCCCCAUGGGCCAACUUUUGUCAGGUACACAACUGCAUUGGAACACGGGCCGAAAAUGGGGGCUGCGGAGACCCGAGUUAUACGGGACUUCGUGUAAGGUUGCACUGCACUCCGUUCAUGCAAAAUUCCACAGAGUUUCUUCUUACAAUCUUUUAUUGCCUUGACCAGUAGAGAACAGUUUUGGCCUCUAAUUCGGAAUGGUCCAUAGUAGAGGAAGGUGCCAGAAAAAAACAAAAUGGACACCUUCUUCCUUCCCACAUGCAAGGAAUGUUUAAAAAUGAGAGGCUUUGCCCAGGUAGUCAUGCCUGCUAAUCUUGCCUUAUUUGACCCAGACACAAACGGAUGCUCCUGUGCCCUUGGUACCACAGCUGCUUUGGUGUUUUUGAUAUGUUGUGCUAGGUAGACUUUUGGGGGAGUUGUGGCCAAGUGGUAAUGUCCAUGGGGUUUUUAGCAGAAGCUCUUGAAUAAUGGGAGUGGCCACCGUGUAGUUAGAAAAGCAUUUGAGAAGCAUGUAGCUUUGUAUAGCAGCUAUACAACUGUUGUGGUAUAGAAAUCUAUACUUGCGAGAGAAUUGCUGGUGGGUGUGUAGCAUUCUCAAAAACCAACGGACCUGUGCCCAUGAAUGAUUUGUUUCACACGACCAGUAAUACAUUUUUUUUCCUUACUUCACAGCCAGUAGAAAUCUUACU